Messenger RNA from Phoenix dactylifera (date palm), 753 nucleotides. The record is from RefSeq and is a predicted model, not a curated record. NCBI's taxonomy places the organism in Eukaryota, Viridiplantae, Streptophyta, Magnoliopsida, Arecales, Arecaceae.
GUUUCCGUUUUUUUUUUCUAUUAUCGUCUCUUGUUUUAAUUCUUCGAUUCAAUUCAAUUCAACCAGUUUCGGCGGAGCGCCGGAGCGGGGAGUUCUUCUCUCUCUUCCUUCCAAUGGCAAAUCUCUAUGGCUCCGGGCCUCGGCGAUCCAGAGAAGGCCUCACGGCGAGGCCUGUGGCGAGUUCCGACGAGAUUCAGUUGCGGAUCGAUCCGAUUCACGGGGAGUUGGAUGACGAGAUCACCGGCCUCCGGAGACAGAUCGGACAAUUGAAAGGCGUGGCUCAAGAGAUUGGGACGGAAGCAAGGUUCCAGAAUGACUUCAUAAAUCAACUGCAAAUGACUCUCAUAAAAGCUCAGGCUGCGGUAAAGAACAACAUGAGAAGGAUGAACAAGAAAAUCAUCCAGCAGGGUUCGAGCCAUGUCAUGCAUGUGAUACUGUUUGCACUACUCUGUUUCUUUGUAGUAUAUUUCUUGUCUAAGUUCUCUAGAAGAUGAAAAGAUUACAUCCAAGUGUAUGAAAGCGGCUUCCCGCUGGGCUCAUGUCUUCUCCAGCCUUCAAUUUGCCUUGUUAUUGGAGUCUUGCCAACAUAAUUCAUAAAGAUAUAAAGGUUAUCCCGUAAAAUUGAUGUUGAUUGGAACAUAUUAAGUCUCUAAUUUGAUUGUAAAAGCUUCUCAAAUUACUAAUAUUUUGCUCAAACCAUCGUGCUUAUUGUUUGACAUUAUGCUCCAUGAAUCAGGUUAUUUCUUUGCUGUA